GGAUGGUGAUCGCCGAUUUUUCCUUCAAAAAAGUAGCGUGCAUUCCGCUAAAACAAUCAAAUCCUUGAUUUCAGGCAUUUGGCCCCUUUCCGCCGCCACACGCAUUGAAGGAUUGGCAGCCUCUUGGCACACGUCAUUCGUGCUCGCUUCCGCCGUCGUCGUCCGUGCGCACGCCCGCAUCAGCUCUCUGCAGCGAGUCCUGCGGGCAUAUCGUAUUGGCGGCAAACUCCUGGCCAGCUUGCCCGCUGAUUUCCAGCGACAUCGGAGUGUACCAGGGUGUCGGCGUAUACUGCCGACAGCGGGAUGCCGAGGAAGUGUGGGGAAUCAUCCAUGGCCUGCAGAAAUGGAAAUGGCGAGUCGGCCAUCUGGAAGUACGGCGCAGGAGCCACGGCUGAUCCGCUGUCGGUCAUACUGGGGAACUGCAUGGCCGGCUGGUCGUCUGCUAGGGGCUCCACGGCCGCCACAGCGUACCGUUCUGGAUGGCUGCACGCUUUCGGGCUGGGCAGACGGCAAUUCAUCGCUGUCUUCCUUCUCAGACGCCAGGAUCUCAUAGUCAUUGCCGUCGAUGAUAUCAACGCUAAGCGGCCGCCGGAACUUUUGGAUCCGGAGCAUGUUAAACGGCACUUUCAGAUCCUGCAGCUCCUCCAUGUCAUCAGGGCCAGGCAGCAUAGCGGAGGUCUCAGCGCGAAAGUACGCAAUCAGAUGCUGCUGAUGCAUGCGCGGCGGCCGGGGCAUAUGCUGGGCGAGAAACGCCUGCUCGUUGUCAGGGACAUUCAGCGAAAUGGUCUUCUUCAUGAGUCCGCGGAUCGUGGGGAAGAACACGCCCUUGUGGCUGCUGAAUGCGCUGCUGGAGGGCGCUCCCUGGCGGUCCCACUUGUCGAGCUCCACAGCAGCCUCCCUGUUUGGCUGCAGCUUGCGGUCCACCUCGCGGUACACGAGAAAGUUGCCCAUGAUGCGCGAUGGUGUCCAGAGUCGCCCGUCUGUCCAUCGCUUCAUCUUGGCUUCCUUCUCAUCGAACACCACAACAGUGCCGUCGUUGAUCUGCGCCUUUUCGAUUUCAGUGAGCCGACGAGUGAUGCGUGGCAGGAUGUUUCGCCGACAUGCUUCAAAGAUGGUCAGCGCGUCGCGUGUGCUGGCAACCUUCAGCCCGGUAACUGUGACACAAGAACCCUGCCCGCCGAUGACCACAUCGGGCAUGUUGCCAGGCAUGUCGGAGUUUGGGGGCCGAUGGUUUGAGAGAGGAAGGCAGCGGCAGCGGCGGCGUAUUUGCCAUUGUAUAUAAGGGUAGAUGCGGUUGAUGCUUGUGAAAAAGAUACGAUGUGAAAGAAAAGCGCUGGUGGCAUGGGUCUAGGCCAUAGCAACCAGCCUGGUGCUUAUAUAAAAGCGCAAGCCAUCAGAGCUUGCAGUUGAUCAUAGCAUACACCUGUGCAUGUGCUUUUCCCUGGACAUGUUGUC
Molecule: messenger RNA, 1455 nt
Organism: Linderina pennispora
Lineage: Eukaryota; Fungi; Kickxellomycota; Kickxellomycetes; Kickxellales; Kickxellaceae
Exons: 1
Coding region: 304-1236 (310 amino acids)
Source: RefSeq, a predicted model, not a curated record